AUGGAAUCAAAGCAAACCGAUUUAUUUGGUGGAGCGAUCAAAGUUGAAUUACCUACUACUUUAAUCGAUAUCAGUCAAGUUAGACAAGUACCUGAUUCUCAAGAAGUUUUCAUUUUGAAUUCUAAAGAUCUUGAAAAACCUAAUGAUCUUUCAAUCAUCAUUGAAGUACUACAAAAACUUUCAACUUCAUCUUCAUUCGAUUCAAUUCGUUUUCAUUUCGAUUCAUUAGCAAAUGAUAACUCAGCUCAAUCAUCCAAAAUCCUAAAAACAUUCAACCUCAACCAAACUUCUGCAACCUCAACCUCAUCAAACCCAUCAACAAAUCAUCUCACUACUCCUCAACCUAUCUUAUUAGAAGGCAUUCAAUCUGUUUCAAAAUUCAAUCGUCCAGAUUCAGAAGCUGAUCAAGUUCAUAUUUGGAUGGCUCUUUGGACUUUAAAUGGCAUAGGGAAUAAUGGACUAGGUACUGAUCUAGUCUUGACAAUGAACCUUCCUAAUGUUUCUCAACCUGAAGUUCUUGAACAGACUACUAAAUUAUUUCAACUGGCUGCUAAGACUCUUCAAAUUGUUGAUUGGAAUUUGUUUGCUUAA
Messenger RNA from Melampsora larici-populina 98AG31, 591 nucleotides. RefSeq lists its product as uncharacterized. Gene Ontology annotation, cellular component: nucleus. Gene Ontology annotation, molecular function: guanyl-nucleotide exchange factor activity; small GTPase binding. Bases 1 to 591 code for a protein of 196 amino acids. Lineage: Eukaryota; Fungi; Basidiomycota; Pucciniomycetes; Pucciniales; Melampsoraceae. Gene Ontology annotation, biological process: protein import into nucleus. The transcript is spliced from 3 exons. The record is from RefSeq and is a predicted model, not a curated record.